Molecule: messenger RNA, 3454 nt
Organism: Apis cerana (Asiatic honeybee)
Lineage: Eukaryota; Metazoa; Arthropoda; Insecta; Hymenoptera; Apidae
Product: haloacid dehalogenase-like hydrolase domain-containing 5
Biological process (GO): glycerophospholipid biosynthetic process
Cellular component (GO): mitochondrion
Source: RefSeq, a predicted model, not a curated record
CGUUAUUCACUUUUUUUUUGUUUAUGACGCAAAUUAAAUUAAAUCCACUAUAAAUUGAAAAUAUGAUAAUAAUUCAUUUAUUCGCAACUAAUUGUUAUUGUGACAAAAUUUUUUAUUUAUCGUCUAUAUAGUUGUCUCAAUAUCUUGCUCCAAAAAUAUGAAGUAACUCUAUAACUCUUUAUGAAACAUCAUCUAAGUAUUAAACCAAAAUUUGGUUUACUUUUUGAUAUUGAUGGUGUAUUAGUACGUGGCAAGAAAGUAUUACCACCUGUAUCAGAAGCUUUUAAACAAUUGCAAGGAAAAGAUGGCAAAUUCCGUGUACCAACUGUAUUUGUUACUAACAGUGGAAAUGCAUUGCGUAGUCAAAAGGCAGCAGAUUUAUCUAAAUGGAUAGGAUUUGAAGUAAAAGAAUCACAAGUUAUUAUGGCUCAUUCACCAUUAAAAUUAUUUAAUCAGUUCCAUAAUAAACAAGUACUAAUAUCUGGUCAAGGACCAAUCAAAGAAAUAGCUAAGGAAUUGGGUUUUCAAAAAACAGUAACUAUUCAAGAAUUAGUGAAAAAUUUUCCUUGUUUAGAUUAUGUAAAUAUGGAAAAGAGAAAUCCAAUAUGUGGUCCUGUGGAUCCCACAUUUCCUAGAAUAGAAGCCAUUGUGUUAUUUAGUGAACCUAUUUCUUGGGAAACCCCAUUACAACUCAUAAUAGAUCUUUUAAUGACUAAUGGCAUGCCUAUUGGUUUGCUUGAUGAUAUUCCAUAUCCACACAUUCCAAUCUUGGCAUGUAAUAUGGAUUUAUUAUGGGUAUCAGAAGCACCGAUUCCUAGAUAUGGUCAUGGUACUUUUUUACUUUGUCUAGAAUCGCUAUAUAAAAAGAUUACAGGGAAAGAUAUGAUAUAUACUGCUCUAAUUGGAAAACCUAGUGAAAUAACAUAUUAUCAUGCAAAUUAUAUGCUUCAUGAACAUGCUAAAAGUAUUGGUAUAGAUAAUGUUAACACCAUAUAUGCUAUUGGAGAUAACAUCAACACUGAUAUUUUUGGUGCAAAUUUGUACGAUAAAUAUUUAUCUUAUUGUGCAAAAGAGGAAGCAUUAAAAUCUGAUAAAUUGAAGAAAUUACUUGACAAAGAUAUCAAACCACCCAAUGCAAAAGCUUGUAUUAGUAUUUUAGUUGAAACUGGUGUUCAUCAACGAGAUUCUGAUUUUAUAUCAGAGCAUAGUCCUAGAGACUUCUUACCAGUUGAAGAUGGUCUUGGCAAGCCUGCAUUCGUAGUAAAACACGUUGGCGAAGCUAUUAACGUCGCGUUUAAGGAAGAAAAAUUUGACUGAAUUAAUAUAACGCUAUAGAACAUCUUUUUAGACUUGGAAUGUUCAUCCUAAUAUUGAUUAAGAUAAAAAGAAGAGAUGUAAGAAAUUAUAUAUAUCAUUGCUAAAUAUCACGUAAGUAUCAUGUUAAUUUCAGUAGCCUUUUUUCGAAGGCAAGAUCGUUAAAAAAUAGGAUUACUGUAAUUAAUUGCUUAAAAUAUUUUAUUUGGCAUUUUUUUAAAUCAUUUUUAAUAUUUUUAUUUGAUAUUUUAUUAAAGAAGAAAAAGAAAAUAUCAUAUUUACAAUAAUCUACAGUAAUCUUUACUAAUCAAUUAAAAAGUUAUCAUUGCAAGUCAAUGAUAUUAGCAAACAGUACAACAAUUUAUAUUAGAUUUAUUAGAUUUAUAUAUAUAUUAAAAAUAGUCUUUCAAUCUAUAUAGGUUUUUAUGUAUAUUUGAAGUUUUUAUUAUUUAUGUUAUACAAGUGUAAUAUUUAGAAAAUUUUUUGAGGAUAACAUAUGUACAUAUAUUCAUUUAUAUAUAGAAUAGAUAUAUACAUUCGUAUAAUUUUAAAUUCAACAUUUAUUAUGAUGAUAUUAUACAAUGUAAUGAUUAAAUUUUAUCAUGUCUCGUUUAAUUUUAUCAUAUUGUGACGAUAGAUCAUACGAAUUAAAAAUUUAGUUUCAAUUUGAAAAAAAUAAAUUAAAAAAUGAAAAAGAGAAAACAAUAUAAACUAUAUGCAAUUGUUUCAAUUAAGAAAAAUUGUAAUCUAACAGUAGAUGUACUACAAAUGCAUUAUUUUUAGCGUUUAUUGACGAAUAUCGCUUUAUAUACAGAAUUUCGUCUAGUCCCAGUUUCGUUAUGUAGCAAUGUUAUUAUACAUAGCAAUUCAUAAUUCUUAUCAAUGCAAAAAGUAUGCAAUUUAAAGUAAAAUUUUAGAUAAUUUUAGAUAAUUUUACUUUGUCGAUCUUUAUUUUUAUACAUGUAAUCAUUGAAAAAAAUAAGAAAGAAUACAACAUUGAAUGUGCAUCAAAUAAAUUAUAAAAAAUAAUAUAAACCGACAUAAACCAACACGAAUAUUUGGCACAGCUGAUAGUAAAAAAAGACAAAAUAGUCAGCUGAGAUGAAGACUGACUAUCUAUGUAGAAUCAAAUCAAUAAUAAAUAUUUGCUGGAAUCAAUGUUAUAAUUUGCGUUAACAUUAAUAAAUUAAAAGAAGAGAAUAAAAAAAUAAUCAUUGUUCUUGUUUCUUUUUCGAAACAAUAAAAUAUUAUUUAAAAUCAUAUGAAAGAAUAAAGUUUUGUGAUGUCUGUAUAGAUAAUGGAGAACAAUUAUAUAUAUACAUAAUAUGUGUAGUUGCAAGAUUGAAAGCAAUACAAGAAUUACAUUGUUUUCUUUUUUAAUUAUAAUUUUACAAGCGCCUGAUAUAUAUUAUAUGCAUAAAAAAACUAUGUGACUUUCAUAGAAUUAAUUAUUUUUAUAUUUUCAUAGAAUUAAUUUACAUAUUUUUCUAAAUUCAUUUAUAUGCUUAUUCGUAUUAUCUUUCAUCCUUUUGUUAUUUAUUUAUGAAUUUUAUGAAAGCUACAAAAUGUGCCAAAAAAAGAUUUUUUUUAAUUUUCUUUUUCUGAAAGAAAGUUAAAGAAAACUAAUAUUCGAAAAUUCGUUUUUCUCAAAGAUAAUUUUCGAAAAUCGCAUAUGGACAUAUCGAGAGAUAUAAAAACAUGCAUAAAAUGCAUAAAAAUAUCUUGAUUUUAUUUUAUUUUAAACAAAUGUUAUUGUAAUCUGGUCUAAAGUUAAACGAAUAAUUUUUUUUUCCUUUCUAUUGUGCGAAUUGAAUAUGUGAAAUAUAUAUUUUCUUUUAAUUUUCAAAUCAUGAAUAAAAAAAAUAAUCGCUAAUUUUAUUAAAGUAAGCAAAAUAGAAAACAAUAAAGACGCAUUUGAUUUAUUUUUGUUAUAAGCAACUUUAACUAUGUUCAAACGACUAAUAGAACAUUCAUUUUAAUUGUAAUGUAUUUUCGUAACGAAGCGAUUUGUAAAUUUGUAUAAUUUAUCAGGCUGCUACUAUUAAAAAAAGGGCAUUUAUGUUAAUUAAAUCCCUUCUAUCUAUCAUAACAAGUUUUAAUUGUAGAAAUUAGACAAAAUAUAUUUUUUGUUAACAAAUUA